Aegilops tauschii subsp. strangulata is the source of this 2618-nucleotide messenger RNA. Its product is annotated as probable peptide/nitrate transporter At3g43790. Gene Ontology annotation, molecular function: transmembrane transporter activity. Lineage: Eukaryota; Viridiplantae; Streptophyta; Magnoliopsida; Poales; Poaceae. Gene Ontology annotation, biological process: transmembrane transport. The record is from RefSeq and is a predicted model, not a curated record.
UUCCCGUUCCUUCACGUCCCUUGUUUUUCUUUACCUCGGCUGAUUCCUGUUUUUUCUAAGAACUGCUACUGCUAGAUAUCCAUCAUGCUCUUAUAAUAGUUACUACUCCCUCGGCCCCAAAAUGUAAAUGUAAGAUCAUUUUUGACACUAUGGGGCGGAGGGAGUACUACAAGGGAACCCCGUUAUUUUCUGUCCCCUUUCGCUCGCUGGAAACGUUUUAAUCAGCUGGAGCAUGUUGUUUAAUUCUCGCGUUCACCGUGGCUCAUUUGUCCAGCCAUCGUGUGGACCGUAGUUCUGAACUUCUGAGUUCUGAUAUCGAACGUGUUAGUUGUUGCUCUCGUCGUUCUCCCUCUAUUUAGCUUUUUUUUGGCUGAAGCACGCGGGCAGGUGUGCCUGAAGAAUGCAGGUCUCGCUCUGUUCACUUCCACUUGCUCUUGAGUUCCGAUCAAACUUGCCUUCGUCGGUCCGUGCUUACCCAGUGCUUUUUCUUGGCUAUCCGGAUGUUUGUGUAUUCCUCUCGGAUUUCACCUACAAGCUUUGGAUUCCGCGAUCAAAGUCUGCCCAAAAUUGCACGCGGGACACUAAUAACGCACCCUUUCUCCCAGCUGUCUCUCUGCGUUUGUUUCUUGGAGUAUUUUAAAACAGUUUUUGGAUUUUGUUUGAGAAAAUGGUUAAACCUCCUGUUAGUCCUGCUCUCUGCAUCCGCGGCAUACAACCACAAUAUUAUUAAAGUUGAUGCAAGUCAACGAGGCCAAAGUCGAAUAACAAUGGUAGAACCAUUGACUGAAAAAACACCAAUGAUGAAUUCACCUCCUUCUGCGGCAAUGCCUUCGAGAAGGGAGAAUGUGCUCGCGCUGACGUCGCCACAUCCAGCCUGAGUUGGCUAGAAGAAUGAUUUCCAUCCUGGAUGCUGGGUCCAACCAAUCAAAGCCAGAACAACGGCACAGAGACAACACUUCCAACAAGCGUUGCCUAUACAGUACGUGUUUCCCUUCUUGUAUUUUAUGAUAAGAGACCUGAACAUUGCUAAAGAAGAAGAAGAUAUUGGAUUUUAUGCUGGUUUUGUUGGUGCUUCAUAUAUGCUUGGGAGAGCACUCACCUCUGUAAUGUGGGGAGUUGUGGCUGAUAAAUAUGGGAGGAAACCAGUUCUUGUAACUACCCUUUUUUCAGUAAUUAUCUUCAAUACACUCUUUGGACUCAGCUCUAGUUACUGGAUGGCAUUAACCACAAGAGGUCUGCUUGGGCUGUUGUCUGGUAUGCUCGGACCAAUGAAGGCUUAUGCUUCAGAAGUAUGUCGGAAAGAACACAGUCACCUGGCAUUAUCACUCAUGUCCUCCUCACGUGGCAUAGGUCUUAUUGUUGGACCAGCCAUUGGUGGUUAUCUUGCACAGCCUGCAGAUAAAUAUCCAGGCAUAUUCUCUGUCAACUCCAUAUUUGGAAGGUUUCUGUACUUUCUCCCUUGUCUUUGUAUAUCACUCCUUGCCAUUGCCGCUGUAAUUGCUUGCUUCUGGCUUCCGGAAACUUUGCAUAAACACACUGAAGACACAAUGUUAAAUAGUUCGACUGAAGCUGUUGAAGAACCUUGUUCUGAUUUAAAUGCUGAACAAAGUGGUAGUGGCUGUCUCAGUUUAUUCACAAACUGGCCAUUGAUGUCCACUAUCACUGUAUACUGCAUUUUCUCUCUCCAGGACAUGGCUUAUGCAGAGGUAUUUUCGCUUUGGGCUGUCAGUGACAGAAAAUAUGGUGGACUAAGCUUUUCUUCUCAAGAUGUGGGUAGCGUCCUUUCAAUCUCAGGUCUCUUACUCCUAAUAUAUCAAAUUUUGAUCUAUCCAUUGGUUGCAAACUCUAUAGACCCCAUCACAUUAGUCCGUGCAAUUGCGCUAUUGACAAUACCACUUCUUUCGAGCUAUCCAUUCAUGCCUGCAUUAUCAGGGUCCAUUCUUCAGUUGGCACUAAAUUGUGCAUCUUUUCUGAAGAACUCUUUCUCAGUAACUACCAUGACUGUGUUCAACAUUUUAAUGAAUGAUGCUGUGAGUCAGGACCUAAGAGCCUCAGCCAAUGGCCUUUCUGUAACACUAAUGUCCAUCUUUAAAACUAUCGCUCCAGCUGUUGCAGGAGUUAUAUUCUCAUGGGCUCAGAGGCGUCAAACAGCUCCAUUUCUUCCAGGCGACCACUUGGUGUUCUUUAUGCUGAAUGUGUUCACGGUUAUCGGUCUUAUGCUCACCUUCAGACCGUUCUACGCUAGAAAUGGCACGUCGAAUCAUUAAUGUAGUGACACCAUACAUUAGGACCUGGACAAGGACCAAGAUCUAACAGUUUGGCUCUUCGCUAUUUUAGUGACACGAUCUUCCAUAUUACGGGUUCUUUCUUGAAGUGCCUGCACUUCAUUAGUUAAUCCAACAAUUUUCGUGGUCAGUUGACCAAGUAGGUUAUCAUGAGACUUUAAGAUAUUGGUAAAGGUUUUGCUCUACUCGGUUUGAGCAGUCAUAAAAGCGUCGAGGGUUUCUUCAACUGAAGGUCUAUUACCUGUGCUUGUCCUAUAAUUAUUUGAUGCUUCUUGGUUGGUUGGUUAUGGUGGUUUAGGAUAAUUAUUAGAAGCAUAAUUUUGGUUCCUCAAA